Lycium ferocissimum is the source of this 495-nucleotide messenger RNA. RefSeq lists its product as uncharacterized. The coding region runs from base 1 to 495 and encodes 164 amino acids. The record is from RefSeq and is a predicted model, not a curated record. NCBI's taxonomy places the organism in Eukaryota, Viridiplantae, Streptophyta, Magnoliopsida, Solanales, Solanaceae. The transcript is spliced from 2 exons.
AUGAAGCAUUAUUCAAAGCUCACAAGUAAUGAAUUUGACAAGACUCUUAAAGAGGCAACAACUGAUGAGUCAAUGAAAAUUCUUAAUGAAGCAACUGAUAGGUUUAUGGAAGAAAAGGGGAGAUAUCAGAGGUUGAUUAGGAAGUUAUUGUACUUAACCAUCACCAGGCCUGAUAUUUCCAAUACAGCGCAAUGUUUAAGAUCAGAACAAGUUACAUCUUACUGUGACUCAGAUUGGGCAUCUUGUCCAAUGUCUAGCAAAUCUGUAACUAGGUAUUGCAUUAAAUUGGGGUCCUCCCUUAUCUCUUGGAAAGCAAAGAAGCAAAAUACCAUAUCUAGAAGUUCUGCUAAAGCAAAAUAUAGAAGUACGGCCCAUACAGUUGUAGAGUUGGUUUGGUUAAUGAUGAAGAAAUUGACACUUAAAGUGGAAUUACCAAUAGUUUUAUGCUGUGAUAACACGGCAGCUUUGCAGAUUGCAGCUAAUCAAGAGGAUUAA